This is a messenger RNA of Acanthopagrus latus (yellowfin seabream), 4585 nucleotides long. RefSeq names its product limbin-like. The record is from RefSeq and is a predicted model, not a curated record. Bases 310 to 4419 code for a protein of 1369 amino acids. Gene Ontology annotation, cellular component: plasma membrane protein complex; ciliary membrane. The transcript is spliced from 23 exons. NCBI's taxonomy places the organism in Eukaryota, Metazoa, Chordata, Actinopteri, Spariformes, Sparidae. Gene Ontology annotation, biological process: smoothened signaling pathway.
UUAACGGUUGGUGAGGAGUUGCCCGUUCUUCCAAAGUUUUGGAAAUGUUUUCCGAAGUUGACGUUACACAGCAACGGAGAUUUUGGAGCCCGUGUUCGCGUUUAAAAACUUUGAAACGUCGUCCAUAGUUUCUCCUGGAAUAUUACCACACACGUAAGAUGUUCUUGUGGUGCAGAAACGCCGCUGCUGUUGAUAAUAGAUGCUGAGGAAAAUGUUUCCAUCGCGGAUUUUAACAGUGGCACCAUCCAGAAACAAUGCUGCCCGUUAGCUAGCGGCUCUGCCCGGUAAGGGUGGCAGACCAAUUUACGAAUGCUUCUGGUACACAUUGUCGCGAAGACGGUCACGCUAUGGUCAUGCAUUUUGAAUAUCCAAGUGUCAUGUUUGUUUACACAUCGUCUAUGUGUCCGUCGGUGUCACAAUGUAACCCGGCGUGAUGCCGGCGUGUUGGAGACCAGCGCUGGACAGCCGUGUUGUGACGGUACAGCUCAGGGUGCAACAUGGCACACAAUGUUACCACCUCCUCCUUUCUCGGGGAUACAGGAGAGGCUCUCCAGUAUCCAUGUAAUGCAACAUGACCGCGAUUGGAAAUCACCACAGUUGACACUGCUUCAGAUGGAUGGUACAAUGGAAAUCAGUGGGCCCAUGUUCUUUUCUGCAGAGCGCCUGCUCUCUUCUUCAGCUGCUGCUGGUCCAUGGGGUCACUCCUUUUUCACUACGUUUACCUACAUGUCAAAGGUCUUUCACCUCCGGAGAAGCAGAAGCACACUCACCAGAUACAACCCGGGCCACGCUCUGCCUCAGGUUCAGAGUGUGGCACCUCCGUCUGCAUUCGGGGUCAAAUUUUACAAGUGUGCAAAGGUGAAAGCUGACACUGAUCCUCCUCAGCUGACAUUCUUCUUGUUGAUACACAACAUGGGCCCAGUGGGUGGCACAAACCUGUCCCAGGUGGCUAUCCGUGACUCCAUUUCUGGUGUAGUGCCCUUAAAAAGUGAAGGCAAGGUGGUGGAGAGAGGCUACCAAACGUUUGCUAUUGAUUCACUGUCUGCUGGAGCCCAAGUUGUUGUCAAUUAUACUGCUCACAUAAGGAGUCAUAAAAAUGAAGUCCUGGACCUUCCAGCUUUUCUCACCUUCUCUAAUGCCUCACAGAAUGAUGUCAGCAUGUUUGGUCCACUGACAGCUAAUCUAACCUUGAGGGUGAAUUCCACUGACAGAAUUUAUCCUAACCAUGGGGUCCAUUUUGCUGGAUUUGUUGUGGGCUUCUUUGUCACACUGGUACUGCUGUCACUAGGUUUUCUGGCCAUGAAUCUGAUAGGUCCCAGAACCAGGCUGAGCCUUCUUCAGCAAAGGAGAAACAGAAGUGAUUCAGACCCUGAAUAUGCAGACUCCAAUAUGAGUGAGACGGUAAAAGAUGAGGCAUCAUUUGAAGAUAAGAUGGUAGACACCAUGGUGCUUGAAGACCCCCAGAACAUGUACCAGGCUUUGGAGAACCUUGAAAUGUCUACACUGCUGCGUGCCACCAAUAACCUGGAGGCCACCCGGAUUCAGAUCUACAAGGAUGUAAUGUCCUCCCUGCUGGGUGGUCUUCGGUCCCGGGGCCAGGCCAGUGCCCAGGCCCAGCAGAGACUGCUCAGUGUGCUCCAUGGUCAGCUGCUUGGCAUGGAGGGUCGGCUGAAGGAGGAGAGAGGGGCCCGCAUGGCUGCUCUGGCUGGCCAGUGUAAUCUGGAGACUCGGGAAGAAAUGGAGGCAGAGCACCGCAGAGAGGCUGCUGAGAAGGCCCAUGCCGAGCUGCUGUGUCAACAUGCAGACCAACAGGAGCUCCUCCAAUGCAGCGUCCUCCUGGAGAAGCUGCACAAGAUGAGCCAGAGUCAGCUCCAGCGCAUCCUGUUGGUCCGACAUGAAGAAGCCUCGGCGAAAGUCCAGCGGGAGAUCAUCGAGUGGCGCCGGGUGGAGCUGCAUAAGAUUUUCUCCGAGGAGCUGGAGGAGGCCACCAGAAUGGGCGAGUUGGAGAAGAGCACAGCCAAGAGUCUUCAGCAUGAUUACUUUGCCUGUCAAGAUCAGCUGGAGGAGGUGCUAGAUGUGGUCCUCGCUAACCAGCGCUACGUGCUCGCUGAACGACAUGCACAGAGGAAGUUCUUGGUGCACAGCCUUCACAGCCUCAACAGCCUGAUCUCUGACACCUUCUCUAGCACCUCCAGCAAUUUGGACAGCUGGUUCACUCACAUCAGGAGAGGGAGCAGUUUGCCUGCAGAGCAGAUUGACCAGAUACAGGAGACUGCCCAGAAAGAGCUAGUGAUGGUGAGGCAGAGACUGGACGAGGCACUGAGCCAAGAGAGGCGAGCCAUGCGCUGUGGACUGAUUAAGAAGAGGCGGGAGCUGAUCUCAGACAUGCUGAAUGUCCACAAACAGAGACAGAAGGAUCUGUCAGGUCUGUCCAAGGCUUUGGAGGGAGGGUUUGAUGUAGGCCAGCACCUGCACCGCUGGCAGAAUUUAUUAACAGCUCACAGUUUGGAGCUCGCAGAGCUCAUCAACAACCUUGAUGAGGAGGCUACUGCAGACAUCCGCAAGGUGACCAUGCGUGUGAUCCAGGGUGCCGUAACAGAAGUCAGAGGCAUCCAGCCCUCUGCAACCCAGGCCCUGCUAUCACUCAUGCCACCAGGAGCACCACAUUCCCUGCUCCAGGAAGAAACAGAGGCAGGACAAGCCCAGGGACAAGGAGCAAGCACUCUCCUGCAGGGUCAGGAAAAGUUGCACCAGGAAGGAAAGGCGGCCUUACGCACGCUGAGCUGCACCAGGGAGGCUCUGCGAGACGCGAUGGAGAAGGAGCUGCUGGAACAGAGGGAAGUCAGGGUACAAUGCAGGGCUUUCUUCAGUUGUUUGUGUUCAUCCCAGUUGACUCUGUGUGAAGACGACCGGCUCAGGAUGAAACUAGAGUUUCAGAAGUUUCUGUCUGUGAUGGACCACUGCUUGGUUCUGCCUCGCGCUGUCUCCAGAUCCAAACUCCACACCGCUCUGGCAGCUUGGAGAAAGGAGAGCGAGCAACAGAUGACGAAUAUGCAAUCCAAGGGGAAAACCAGUGAGGCCAGACUGAAAACCGACACAUCCGACCUGCUGCUUUUCCAGAAACGGCUCCAGGACAGAAUCCAACUGUUUGAAAAGGAGAAAGAGAUGGAGAGCGUUGUGAUGAACAAAGUGAUGGAGGAGAUGCAGAGGGAGAGAGAGGAGAAUCUGCACUCUCAGGCCGACAACCUGGCCAUGCAAAUGGCCACCAUCCACUACCAGAAGGCUGAUAGGAGGACCAAAGUGUUGGAGACCUCCAGAGCAAUGCUCACUCUGCAAAGCCUGCUCAUUCAGCAGCUUAGGGAAAGAAAGAGCCUGGAGAGACAAGACAUGGCCCAGAGUAUACAGUGCCACUGCCUGGGCUUAGAGGAGGCAGAACAACAACUCCAGAAAGAGAGGACUGAGUUGGACGGCCUGCAGAUAGCUCAGUCCAAAGACAGGUCAAAUCCAAUGCAGAUAGAUGACUCUGAUGAGGAGGAAAUCGAGGAGGAGAGGCUGUUUCUGGUUCAGCAGGAUUGCAGGAUGAUGUCCAUCCUCCAGGAGGCACUCUACAAGCGUGAAGAGGUUGUCACCUGGUCAGCUGCGAGGUUGCAAGAAAUGACUGCCAACAAUCAAGCCAUGGAAGAUUUAAAAGAACAAAUGGGGCUCAAGAGACUUUGUGCAACCUGUGACCAGGAUGUGGAAUUUGCAUCUCGGCUGGUGAAGCAGAGUCAGGUGUCUGCAGAGGUUCUCCUGGAGGCUCUGCGUCUCCUCCUCCCCACCCUGCCUGAGAGUGAACUCCUGUCCAUCACUGAUGCCCUCUGCCCCAAACAGCACACUGUGUCAUCAUCUGCGGAGCAAGAACACUCAGGGUGUGCUACGGGGUUGAACAGACAUCUUCCUGUCAGACUAAGAGAGGACGUGGUGCAGAAAAAUACGCAGAACACGUCAAGCUGCACUGUGGAAAGAGAGAGACUCCAGGAAAAGAGGCAAACUCUGAUGGAAAAACUGCUCCCCAGAUCCCGUCUCCCGCUUCCAAGAGAUGUAGCACCACUGCUGGUCGCAGAGAAAGGAAAAGAGGACAGUUUAAGUGAAGCACAGCGGCCUAUUUAUAAACCAAGCACAGCCACACAGCAGCCCAGUGAUGCUGCAGAAGAAAAGGUUGAGAAGACAAUGAAUGAAACGUUACGCAGCACAGCAGAGGAGUACGUGACGCUGGCCUCUGCCGGCACUGAACUGAACAUCCCUGCUGCUGGAGAGAGGUUGUUUGUGUUUCGAGAGCCCCCUGAAUCCUGCGAGCACGUGGACGCUCCCAAGAGAAAAAGGAAAAGGAACUUCCUCAAUCUGAAGAGGGCUUCAGUGGCUCCAACAAACCUACCUUGAAACAGUUUCUGGUGCAAGGUUGUUUUUUUUUUAUAUAUAUGAUGGUACUUUCUAAUGAUAUAUGCUAAAAAUCCAUAAUAAACCAGUAGUGUUGUUCUGUAUCCUCUGUGCCUUUAAAUGUGUGUAGCAUCUGGCUUUGUGUUUAAGUAAAGGCAGCUGACUUGUU